AUGGCCUUUAUCAAAGGCAGACAGAUCAUGGAUGCAGUGCUGAUUGCAAAUGAAUGUGUGGAGUCUAGACAGAGAAGCCAGAAACCAGGAAUUCUAUGUAAGCUAGAUAUACAGAAAGCAUAUGAUCACUUGAAUUGGAAUUUUCUUGUUCAAAUGCUACAGAAGAUGGGUUUUGGUGCCAGAUGGAUUAGAUGGAUAAAGCAAUGCAUUAGUACAGUCAGAUUCUCUGUCUUGAUUAACAGAACCCCAAAUGGCUUUUUCCCCUCUCAGAGGGGUUUGAGACAAGGAGACCUUUUAUCCCCAUUUCUCUUCAUCUUAGCAAUGGAAGGUUUGAGUAACAUGAUUCAAACAGCAAAGGUAAAAGGUUGGGUCCGGGGAUUUCAGGUGGACAACAGAUUAGUAAAUAACUUGGAAGUAACUCAUUUGCAAUAUGCAGAUGAUACAUUGGUUUUUUGUGAGGCAGUGGAAGAACAGAUACUGGUUCUGAGGGUCAUCUUCAUCAUAUUUGAAGCAGUAUCAGGGCUACAUAUCAACUGGGGGAAAAGCUUCAUUUAUCCCAUCAAUGAAGUAACAGAUUUGGAAAGUUUGGCAGAAAAGUUGGGAGGUAAAGUAGGAGAACUUCCAACAACAUAUCUACAUGCCUUUGGGAGCAAAAAGCAACGUAAUGAAGACAAGAAAAAGUUCCAUCUGGUCAAUUGGGAGGAAGUAACAGUGAACAAGAAAGAAGGAGGUGUGGGGAUCAGAGACAUGAAAAUGCAGAACAGAAGUUUGAUGAUGAAAUGGUUAUGGAAAUUUGCAACAACUGACAAUAUGCUAUGGAAGGAGGUCAUCUCUGCAAAGUAUGGUAUAGAGAAUAGCUGGAUGACAAAUGUGGUGACAAUACCAUAUGGUUGUAGUGUAUGGAGAACAAUCAGAAAUCUAUGGCCUUUAAUCAUAAACAGAUCCAGGUUCAAAGUUGGCAAUGGCCUGAAAUUUUCCUUCUGGGAUGACAAGUGGAUUGGUCAUGAACCUCUAAAGCAACUCUAUCCAGAUCUAUACACAUUAUGCUUUCAACAACAAGCUACAGUUGCUGAAUUAUGGACAAGACAAGGUUGGAAUUUACACCUCAGAAGACAUUUAAAUGACUGGGAAAUGGAAAGAAUAGCGGCCUUCUACUCCACAGUUGAUCAAUUCAAUAAUUUAAUAGGAGAAAGAGAUACUAUGGUUUGGAAGAUAGACAACAAAUGUUUGUUCACUGUAAAUUCUGCUUAUAGAGACCUGAACACAUCAAACAACCAGGAGUUAUGGAAGAUAUUCAUCAGUCUGAGGAAGAUCAAGUGGGUGAAGCCAGGGAGCAUUAAAGGAGUUCUUAGCUGCUGGAACAGAGAUGGCAAUGCUGCAAGACAGGAAGAGAGAUGGAAAAUUGUCCCAGCAUGUGAUGGCACAAUUAGUUCCUUGUCAAUUGACCUCAUUGAACUUUUAGAUAUUAGCAUGAAAUUUUAUGUUAAGGAACAAAUUGAGUUGCAUAUGACUCAAUGCAACGAAUCUGAAACUUCCCCUGAUGAUAUUAUUGGCAAGUUGUUUGGGCCAGAGCAUUCAGGGAGGGUCUCUCGUUUGGAGUACCAAUUAGAAGGAACUUUGAAUGCUUUGAAGACUUACAUGAUAUCAAAGGAAGGAAGUGUUCCUGAUGAAUUUGUUGGUUUGUUUGCUCCUCAGCCACAACCGGGUAAUGCAGAGAGUGAGCCUACUUCACCUGUGGAUGUAAGAGGAUCAUCGGAUGGCAGCAAUGCGAAUGACCAAGAAAAUACUUAG
Lycium barbarum (goji berry) is the source of this 1791-nucleotide messenger RNA. RefSeq lists its product as uncharacterized. Lineage: Eukaryota; Viridiplantae; Streptophyta; Magnoliopsida; Solanales; Solanaceae. Bases 1 to 1791 code for a protein of 596 amino acids. The transcript is spliced from 7 exons. The record is from RefSeq and is a predicted model, not a curated record.